UCAAGCCCAACCCAGGUGGAACCCCAAAAAAUGAAAAAAAAAAAAAAAAAAAGUCAAUUCGGCCCGGACCCGGGCCCGACCCGGCCGGGCCGAUUCGCCAAAUACAGGCCCGAGCCCGGACCCGCCCCCCCAACGGGCCUAGGCCCGACCCGGACCCGAGAACCGGGCCAGUUCCGGGCCCGCACAGUAGCGGGCUGGGCCGGUCCCGGGCCGGGCGGCACGAACCGGGUCCAUGACUAAUUUGGAGGCUUUCUUUGUAUGUCAUCGUCUUUCUUUUCACCACAUAUGAUGUGGAUUUGAAAGCCAUUUAAUUAUUUAACAUUUGGCAUAAUUUAUUUAGACUAGACAUUGAUCCAUUGUGGAUGCUCUAAAUGAAUCAAUCAAUCAUAUUCUAUCGUUUCCACCCACUUCCAUCUUUUUCAUUUUUUAAAAAGGCCCAGCCCGGAAUAUAUUUACUCCCUCCAUCAUUUCUGUGACUCUUAUUAUGCAUAUAUCAUAUCUUGUUGGCAGAGUUAUACUAAAACGAAUCAUACCUUUUGAGUAUGUGAUUUUGUGAUGACUAACACAAACAUUAGUGUUUUAUUGAUGACUAACCAUGCAGAUAGAACAACAGAUAUAAUCACUCUCUGUUCUAUAAGGAAUAGAAGACAGAACUAUCAUUAGUUAUGUUAUGUGUGAAUGGUUGACUUACAUAUUAAUUGAUAAAGUGCCUACAUGAUAAUAAUUUGCUUAUAUGACUGCCCGUGAUUGCUAUGAAGGAUUUGGGAGACCUUCAUUAUUUUUUGGGUAUACAAGCCCGCAGAACAUCUCGCGACCUCUUAUUGUCCCAAUAAAAAUAUGUUUCUGAUCUUUUACACCGUUUUCAUCUCCAUACCGUCAAACCGGUACGUACUCCACUUCCCUCACGCACCACUCUCUCCAUCACAGAUGGGGAACUUUUAUCUGAUGCCACUGAGUAUCGCAGCAUGGUAGGGGCUCUACAGUACUUGGUUAUAACUAGACCUGAUAUUACAUAUGAUGUUCAUCUGGUAUCUCAGUUCAUGCAUGCUCCACGUACUACUCACUUAUUGGCUGUGAAGAGAAUUUACAGGUAUCUACAGGGAACAUCAGAUCACGGCCUAUGGCUUAAAUCAGAUAGAAAUAUUUCUGUUAUUAUGGCAUAUUCUGAUGCAGAUUGGGCAGGGUGUCCAGACAGCUCACGCUCCACUAUUGGCUAUGCUGUGUUCCUUGGCUCUAAUUUUGUAUCCUGGCGGUCCAAGAAGCAACCCACAAUGUCCAAAUCCUCUACCGAAGCUGAGUACAGGGCUAUUGCUUAUACCGUUCAGGACACACUCUUUGUUCAUGCACUAUUGGCCGAUAUGGGCAUUUUUAUUUCUGCUCCUGUUCAACUUUACUGUGAUAAUGUGUCUGCAUCAUAUUUGGCGGUAAAUCCUAUUCAGCAUGAUCGGAGCAAGCAUAUCAAGAUUGACUAUCAUUUUGUUCGGGAACGUGUGACGCAUGGCGACUUGGUUGUCAAGCACAUUCCUACUCAGUUACAGUUACCUGAUAUAUUUACUAAGAAUUUAUCUAGGCAGCGUUUUGAGAUUUUGCGUUCCGAUCUGCACGUGGUUUCCCCUGCACAGAUUGAGGGGGUGUGAUCGGGCUGAACUUGCAAGUAUACAAGUGUCGAUGUAGUAAUAAAAUACCGGUAAAUACCGGGUCGAUCCACAGGGAAAUGGUUGAUAUUAUAAAGUCGAGUAUUGAAUGCAAGGAAUAUAAA
Messenger RNA from Cuscuta epithymum, 1759 nucleotides. NCBI's taxonomy places the organism in Eukaryota, Viridiplantae, Streptophyta, Magnoliopsida, Solanales, Convolvulaceae. The record is from the annotation of a GenBank genome assembly.